AUGUCAUUUAGCCCUAGAAUUGUUCCAACCACUGCCUUCUCGGAUCAGAAGCCAGGUACUUCCGGUCUCAGAAAGAAGGUGACGGUCUUUCAGCAGCCAAAUUACACCGAGAAUUUCCUCCAAGCAAUCUUUGAUUCCAUCCCCGAGGGUGCGCAGGAUUCGGUCCUUGUAAUUGGUGGCGAUGGAAGAUAUUACAACGAUACAGUCGUUCAAUUGAUUGCCAAGAUUGGCUUGGCCAACGGUGUCAAACGUAUCAUUGUAGGACAGAAUGGUAUUCUAUCCACUCCGGCUACUUCCCAUAUUAUCAGGACGUACAAGGAUGUCAAACCUACAGGUGGAAUCAUCCUGACCGCUUCUCAUAAUCCUGGUGGACCAACUAAUGAUCUGGGAAUCAAAUACAAUCUCAGUAAUGGUGGUCCGGCACCAGAAACUGUUACUGACAAAAUGUUUGCCAAAUCAUUAGCCUUGACGGAAUACAAGAUUAUUGAGAAUCUACCCACCAUUGACCUUUCUAAACUGGGACUCAGCAAAUGUGGACCAUUGGAAGUUGAUAUUAUUCAUUCAACAGAGGCUUAUGUUGAAAUGCUAAAGGAUAUUUUUGAUUUCCCACUGAUCAAGUCCUUCAUCAAACGUAGAUCCCCAGAGGGGUUUAAGGUUCUGUUUGAUGCAUUGAAUGGUGUAACUGGUCCUUAUGGAAAGUCGAUCUUCAUUGAUGAAUUAGGACUGCCGGAGUCUUCAAUUCAAAAUUGUGUUCCCAAGGCUGAUUUUGGUGGGCUGCACCCGGAUCCAAACCUUACCUAUGCAAAGACCUUAGUUGACAGAGUAGACAAGGAAAACAUCGCGUUUGGUGCUGCCUCUGAUGGUGAUGGUGACAGAAAUAUGAUUUAUGGUGCCUCUACUUUUGUAUCUCCUGGUGAUUCCGUCGCAAUCAUUGCGGAGCACGCUGAAUCUAUUCCAUAUUUCAAGAAACUUGGAGUUCACGGCUUAGCAAGAUCUAUGCCAACAAGUGGAGCUUUGGAUUUGGUUGCCAAAGCAAAGGGCCUCAAUGUCUAUGAAGUCCCUACAGGAUGGAAGUUUUUCUGUGCUCUUUUUGAUGCCAAAAAGCUGUCCAUUUGUGGGGAAGAGAGUUUCGGAACUGGUUCUGACCAUAUCAGGGAAAAAGACGGUUUAUGGGCCAUUGUUGCAUGGCUGAAUGUCCUUGCUGCAUUUGAUGCUCAGCAUCCAGAAAUUGAAGGAGGUGCCACUAUUGCAUUAGUCCAGAAAAACUUCUGGGAAACAUAUGGUAGAACUUUCUUUACCAGAUACGAUUAUGAAGGAUGCGAGUCGAUCCCAGCCAACAAAUUGAUUGAAUUCCUACAAGAGAAGGUUGAUGAUACCUCUUUUGUUGGUUCAGAGCUAGCUCCAGGCUACACAGUCAAGGAAGCUGCUAACUUCUCAUACACCGACUUGGAUGGUUCUGUCUCAUCAAAGCAAGGUUUGUUUGUUAAGUUUACUUCCGGCUUGAGAUUUAUUGUCAGACUGUCUGGUACCGGAUCUUCUGGUGCCACAAUUCGUUUGUACUUGGAGAAACAUACAUCUGACAAAUCUAAGAACUCUUUAUCUGCAUCAGAGUUUUUAGCCGAUGAUGUCCGUUUUGUGUUGAACUUUUUGCAAUUCCAGAAGUUUGUAGGUAGAGAGGAGCCUGAUGUUCGUACAUGA
Messenger RNA from Komagataella phaffii GS115, 1698 nucleotides. Its product is annotated as Phosphoglucomutase. Gene Ontology annotation, cellular component: cytosol. NCBI's taxonomy places the organism in Eukaryota, Fungi, Ascomycota, Pichiomycetes, Pichiales, Pichiaceae. Gene Ontology annotation, molecular function: magnesium ion binding; phosphoglucomutase activity. Bases 1 to 1698 code for a protein of 565 amino acids. Gene Ontology annotation, biological process: carbohydrate metabolic process. The record is from RefSeq and is a predicted model, not a curated record. The transcript has a single exon.